Pseudovirgaria hyperparasitica is the source of this 1839-nucleotide messenger RNA. RefSeq lists its product as uncharacterized. The record is from RefSeq and is a predicted model, not a curated record. Gene Ontology annotation, molecular function: DNA-binding transcription factor activity. Bases 1 to 1839 code for a protein of 612 amino acids. Lineage: Eukaryota; Fungi; Ascomycota; Dothideomycetes; Acrospermales; Acrospermaceae. The transcript is spliced from 7 exons.
AUGGCCUAUGUAAGCCCUCAUGAAAUCUCGAUAACAAACGCACCAUGGUCCAGUCGGGACACCGAAAUCUACACCCAGGAGCAGUAUGCAUAUUACAGAUCAAUCAAUAUCGACAAUCAUGACAUUUUGCCACACUCCAGCUUCGAACAAGUGGCACCAUUGAUUGAUUUCUAUCAAUCCUGCCCCAGCAGACAGCAAUUAAUGCCAGCUCCAUACUGUGAAGAGCCUCACGAGACAGCAAUUAAUGCACCAUGGCCAGGAUCAGUUGACGAAUUUCAACGCCAAGAGUCGCCCGAUAGCUCGAUAUUUUCUAGCAGUUCCAGCCCACAUGCUCCAGGGGAGAUAUCGCCGCGCAUACAUAUUGUCUCAUACUCAUACGGAAGUUCAGCUACGCAGCUACCGCAAAAUUUAUCGCAUCAGCACCUCUACAAGUACGAAGAGCAUGUCUCAAAGUGGAGGUGUGGCGGUGGAGAUUCUGUCAUUGCUCUCAACCAAAUCCAGCGCGUUGCGGACGAGCAAGACGUUCCUGUGAACGUUGAAUGUCUGGACGACUUUAGUAAUGGAACACACCCACUCACAUACAAGGCUGAAUCAUACGAAUACGAUCUCGAUCUUAGGUACGUGCCAGAUCGCGAGGACUCUGGAGUGGGCGAGUCCAUUCGUGACGCAGAGUCUGUCAUUUACGCGUCGGAGAAGGAAUCUAGUUCAGAGGAUGACAAGGAAUAUACCCCUCGAAAGAGGCAAGCAACGUUUCGCAGGCGUGGCGGAUCUCAAACAAGUAGUGGGAGCACACUUUCGAGACCUACAAACUCAACUACUCGCUCUCCUGCAGGCAGAAAAAGAGAUGUCCAGACCAGUGCUGGGCACAAGCGGAAGCGGCGUACACCUACCCCGAGCGACCUAAAGCCCAAGCCAUUCACUUGCUGCCUUUACAAGUAUGGCUGUAAAGCAACCUUUCCGACCAAGAACGAGUGGAAGCGUCACGUCGCCACAAAGCACAUACAGGCCAACAAUUGGCGCUGCGACAUUUGCAUUGUCGGCAUCGUUGAUGGCAUGGAACGUUACAACGACUUCAACAGGAAGGAUCUAUUCACGCAACAUCUACGCCGAAUGCACCGCGAAGGUACUAAGAACGGCGUCGUUCCAACUAAGGAAAGCGGAAUUCCUCCAGUCACAGACGAGACUAUGGGGCAGCACCAAGAGCGCUGCCAUAGUACAGGUGAAGGCUCCUGGGAGAAACGCAUGGAGCACGUGGGUAAACAUCUCGAGGAAGACAGAACGCUCGGCAAAGACCCCACAGGAUGGCGGCCUGACGCCAGACUUGAGAAGUACCUGGAAGAGGAGGGUUUGGUCGAGCGACGUGGCAAUAGCUGGGUGCUUGGGGAUGGAAUUACCAGGAGAGAAGAGCUUGACGACGAAGAAAAUGACCGACUAGCACCUACAAUGGCUGGUUUGAACGGACCUCUCUCCACACGUCUCAUCUUCAGGUCCCGAUGGCGUGACGCGAGAUUCACGAUAGUAGGCAAUCUAUCGGAUCUUCCCAGUGCGGCGUACCGCUCAGUCGGCAACGUGCAGGAGCGAAUAGCUGGAUCCCCGGGACAUCAAGAGGCCAUGGGGAAGCGAGGCACUAAAGGAAACGGCUAUCGUGCUGAUUGGGUGACUAGUAAUGAGAGCUGUGAAGAAGUCUGGUAUUGCGAUGUGUUAAUUUUUAGUGCUUGGAUGUUCGUUUUUGCGAUGGCUAAUACUCAAACCGCACUGAUAUUUGCCCAUGAACAUCACCGAUCUGCUGUGGGACGAAAGGAAAUUGAUGGCAUGAUUGCCGUUCUCCAUGUUGAGUAA